AUGUCUGAAAGUGAUUUUAAUUAAAGACAACUUGAAGAAAAAAAAGAGGAUUCAAUAUAUAAAUUAUUCAUUAAUUUAUUGGCAUGUACUUUUCAAACCGUUUUUGGUUAUAUCUGUUUGGAUGUUUGUGUUUCUAUCAGUUUACAUUAUAUAGGCUAAGAGUAAUUAAUAAUUAUAUUAUAGAAUAAACCCUAUAGCUAAUGCUGGUUAUGGAUUUGCAUUAACUUGUGUAUUCAUUCUAUUGACUCCUUUUGGCUUUGGAUUAAAUCAAUCAUUAAAUAUGCACACAUCUCAAGCAUUAGGCGAUUAAAAAGUAUAGUUGGCUAAACGAUUUUUUAAUAUAAAUUUAUAUGUGAUGCUUUUUAUACUGGUACCUUUAGGAGGUAUGUUGUUGGCUUUAAAAUAUCCAUUAAGUCUAACAAUAAGAGAGGAUUAAAGAGAAGAGACAUCAAAUUAUUCUUAAGAAUUCUUAUAUUACUUGAUACCAGCAAUAAUACUUGCAUUAGAAUUUGAAAGUGCAAAGUGUUUUAUGGUUGCUCAUAAAAUCACAUAUCCUUUUACAAUUAUUCAUUUUUGCACAUUAGGAAUUCAUUGGUUUUUGUGUUGGUUAUUUAUUGUACAAUUUUAAUGGGGAAUUCCAGGAGCAGGAGUUGUAAUUAUUUUGACUGAAGUUUUAAAUAUAGUUGGAUUAGUUUGUAUGUUUUUAAUAUUAUCAAUUAGUAUUUGUACAAUUUACAAAUCUAAAGAGAGAAGUAUUUUAAGGAACAAAAUUAUUAAUUGAUAUACCAAGAUUUAAAAAGUUGGGUUUUUAAUAUAUAAAAACAUCAAUUCCGAUAGUUCUCCAUAUUUUUUCAGAAUUUUUUGUAUUCUUUUUAAUGUCCUUUUUUGCAUUGAGUUUAGGAGUUUCUGAAAUGAUUGCACAUAUUGGAUUACAAAAUAUUUCUGGAAUAUAUUUUAGUAUAUAUAGAUAAUAAUAAAAUAGGGAUUCCAAUAAGUUUAUCAAUAGCAUUAAUGUCAUUUGUUGGUUCAGAAAUGGGAAAAGGAAAUAUUAAAAUAGCAAAGAUUUAUGUUGCAAUUGGUAUUACUAUUUUUUUAGUUACAUGUACAAUAUGCUCAAUUUGGAUAUGGUUUCUUAGAGAUUAAUUGGCAUCAUUUUAUGCUUCAGAUUCAAGUGAAAAUGAAUUGGCUGUCAAGGCUAAAGAAAUAUUCAAAGAAACAAUACCAUGGUUGAUAGGAGGAAUGUUAAUUGUAGAUGGACUUUAAGGAACAUUAAGUGGAGCAUUAAAAGGAAUUAAUAAAAUAAAUUUAGUUUUUGUAUAAAAAAUUGAUUUAUCAUUUAGUACUCAACCAUAAUUGCCUAUUAUAUAAUAUGUAUUCCAUUAGUUAGUUUCUUUACAUGGGGAUUAGAUUAUGGAGUUGUUGGUAUUUGGCAAGGCUUUGCAAUUUCCAAUGUUAUUCUAGCAAUAUUAGAUCUUAUAGUAUUAUUUACUACUGAUUGGGAUAAAUAAUCAAAGAAUAUAAUCAGAAGAGUUAAAUAAGAAAAUGAGCUCUAAUUUAGCACUCUUAUUUAAGUAGAAGAUGAUAAAGACAAUAUUUGA
Paramecium pentaurelia is the source of this 1598-nucleotide messenger RNA. NCBI's taxonomy places the organism in Eukaryota, Ciliophora, Oligohymenophorea, Peniculida, Parameciidae. The record is from the annotation of a GenBank genome assembly.